Ogataea angusta is the source of this 2586-nucleotide messenger RNA. RefSeq lists its product as uncharacterized. Gene Ontology annotation, biological process: peptide catabolic process; proteolysis. Gene Ontology annotation, molecular function: peptide binding; metalloaminopeptidase activity; zinc ion binding. Lineage: Eukaryota; Fungi; Ascomycota; Pichiomycetes; Pichiales; Pichiaceae. Gene Ontology annotation, cellular component: cytoplasm. The transcript has a single exon. The record is from RefSeq and is a predicted model, not a curated record. The coding region runs from base 1 to 2586 and encodes 861 amino acids.
AUGAGUCCCCCACAAAGACAGGUUUCGCCUGCAAAUGUCAAGCCGGUCCACUACGAGCUGGGCCUGAAGCCGGAUCUGACCACUUUCAAGUUUGACGGAGAGGUCACCAUCGACCUGGACGUGAAGGAAACAAGCGACUUCAUCGAGCUUCACACACUGGAUCUCGAGCUUUCUGAGGUGCAAUUGAGCACGAAGGAAGGAAAGCUUGCUCCCAAGGAGACGUCGUACUCCAAAGAUGACCAGUCGACGACGUUCAAAUUCGGCGACAACAUACUCAAAGCGGGCGAAUCCGUUCAGCUGUACAUCAAGUUUAUUGGUGAGUUGAACGACAAAUUGAGCGGAUUUUACAGGUCCUCGUACACGGAGAAUGGCAAGACCAAGUACCUGGCCACGACACAGAUGGAGGCCACGGACUGCAGACGGGCGUUCCCGUGUUUCGACGAGCCUAAUCUGAAGGCCACUUUUUCCAUCUCCAUUGUUGCCGACAAAGAGUACACCUGUUUGUCGAACAUGGACGUGAAGGAGGAGGUGGCUGUUUCCGCGACCCAGAAAAAGGUCGUUUUCAACAAGACUCCGCCUAUGUCUACCUAUCUGGUUGCGUUUAUUGUCGGAGACCUGAAAUACGUCGAGUCCGAGUACAAGUUCAGAGAUAUUCCUGUCAGAGUGUACACCACGCCGGGCUACGAGAAGGAGGGCCAGUAUUCUGCGGAGCUGGCCGCAAAGGCUCUUGAAUACUACGAAAAGGUGUUCGACAUUCCAUAUCCGCUGCCGAAGAUGGACAUGGUCGGUAUCCACGAUUUCUCUGCGGGUGCUAUGGAAAACUGGGGCCUGGUCACGUACAGAAUGGUCGAUCUGCUGGUGAACGAGACCAAGACCAAUCUGGCCACCAAGCUGCGUGUUUCUGAGGUCGUUGCCCAUGAACUGGCACACCAAUGGUUUGGAAACAUCUGUACGAUGGACUUCUGGGACUCUCUGUGGCUGAACGAGAGUUUUGCCACCUACAUGUCGUGGAAGUGCUGUGACCAUUUCGAGAAGGACUGGAAGAUCUGGGAGAACUUUGUCGGCGACUCGUUGCAGAUGGCUCUUUCGCUGGAUGCUCUGAGGUCGUCGCACCCGAUCGAGGUUCCCGUGGCGCAUGCCGACGAAAUCAACCAGAUUUUCGACGCCAUCUCGUACGAAAAGGGGUCUUCUGUUCUCAGAAUGCUCGCCAACUACCUCGGCGAGGAGACUUUCAUCAAGGGCGUCUCUCACUACGUGAAGAAACACAUGUACGCCAACGCUGUGACCGAGGACCUGUGGGCCUCGCUGUCUGAGGUGUCUGGCAAGGAUGUCCAGUCCACAAUGAACGUCUGGACCAAGAAAGUCGGCUAUCCAUUGGUGCAGGUCUCUGAGAAAAACGGCAAGGUCACCAUCCGACAGCACAGAUACCUCACCACGGGCGAUGUCAAGCCAGAGGACGACACCACCGUGUACCCGAUCUUCCUAAGCAUCAGGACCGACGAUGGUGUCAAGGAGUUUGUGUUUGACAAGAAGGAGCAAGAGAUGGACCUCAAGAGCUCUGACUUCUUCAAGCUCAACAGCGACACCACCGGUGUGUUCAGAGUCAACUACGAGCCGGAAAGAUGGCAUAUUCUGGGCGCCGCCGCCGACAAGCUUUCUGUCGAGGACAGAAUUGGUCUGGUCGCGGACGCUGGUGCGCUUUCUGUCUCUGGCUACUCCAAGACCACCAACCUGCUUUCUCUCACGUCGCACUUCAAGAACGAGCCUUCGUUCUUUGUGUGGUCCGAGAUGAUUGCCAGAAUCGGCGCCGUCAAGCGUGCCUGGCUGUUUGAAGACGAAAGCAUCAAGGAGGGCCUCAAGGCUCUGGUCAGAAGCCUCGUGAGCGACAAGUGCCAGAAGGCUGGCUGGAAAUUCAGCUCGUCCGAGUCCUUCCUUGAACAGAGACUCAAGGCACUGCUUUUCAGCUCUGCUGCUGCCAACGGUGACCAGAAAGUGAUCGACGCUGCCAAGAGUCUGUUUGCAGGCUACAUCGCCAACGAGAAGUCAGAACUGGACCCUAACCUUAGAGGCACCGUGUUCAGCGUUGCUGCAACCCACGGCUCCAAAAAAGAGUUCGAGGCACUAGUCAAAUUGUACAAGGAGACACCGCUGGCGGACGAAAAACAGGAGGUGCUGGCCAGUCUCGGCAAGUUUGAGGACAAAGAGCUGCUCACCAAGGUCACCGACAUGCUUUUGGACGGAACUAUCAGAACGCAGGACGUGAUCAGACCAAUGGCCGGCAUGGCCUCUCACAGAGCCGGCGUCGAGCACCUGUGGGACUUUGUGACCAGCAGAUGGGACGAAAUUGUCAAGGCCAUCCCUGCGUCGCUGACUUUGCUGGCUUACGUGGUGGACUGUGCCACACGUGGAUUCACCACCAAGGAGCAGUACCAGAAGGUGGAGGCGUUCUUCAAAGACAAGGACACCAAGGCGUUCGACCAGAAACUUGCCCAGGCCUUGGAGUCCAUUGACUCCAGAGCCAAAUGGGUCAGCAGAGACUCCAAGGACGUGGCCGACUGGCUCAAGGCUAACGGUUACUCGUCCUAG